AUGACGGAUCUGAACGCACAACAGGCUGAGAAUCACUACUUUGACAACGAGCCCCCGCCAAAGGACCUCAAGGCAAACAUAACCCUUGCGAGAGAAUUCAUCACACGCCAUAACGAUGACCACCGCCGCGUGGUGCUGGUCACUUCCGGCGGCACCACGGUGCCACUAGAACAACAAACUGUGCGCUACAUCGACAACUUUUCUGCUGGUACACGCGGAGCUACUAGUGCCGAGUAUUUCCUCCAAAAUGGAUAUGCUGUCAUCUUCUUGCACAGGCAGUUCUCGCUCUUGCCCUACUCAAGACACUAUUCACAUAACACGCGUUCUUUUCUGGACUACAUGAAGGAAGAGAACGGCCAGGUCGUGGUGGACGAACAACAUCAAGAUCAGAUGCUGCGCGUCUUGCGCCAGUAUACCGAGGUCAAACGCGGAAACAAGUUGUUGAUCCUGUCCUACGUAACAAUCACCGAGUACCUGUGGAAUUUGCGCGAGGUUGCGCAACUCAUGCGUCCACUCGGUCCAAAAGCCAUGUUCUAUCUGGCUGCUGCUGUGUCCGAUUUCUUUGUACCCCAGGACCGCAUGGUCGAGCACAAGAUACAAUCGAAUGAAGAGUUCCAUCAAGGCGCAGACGGCGUGACUGAAAGCAAAGCAAAACCUCCAGCGGCACGCACUCAAGGCAAAAGUCUCAUCAUUGAUCUCGAGCCGGUUCCCAAGUUUCUAAAACAACUCGUGGACGGCUGGGCACCGGAAGCAAUGAUUGUAAGCUUCAAGCUGGAGACUGAUCCUUCGCUGCUUGUCACAAAAGCCAAGUAUGCGUUGAAUAAAUACUCACACCACCUCGUCAUUGGAAAUUUACUGCUCACUCGUAAAUGGGAAGUCGUGUUUGUAUCGGUCUUUGAAGGCGAGAAAUGGAUAAGAGUACCCACAAGCCGUAGGACAAAAAGUUUGUCAGGCAGACCGUCGCUUGUUGGAUCUGCUGAUCAGCUGGCAAAGAAGGACGACGAGGCGGGUGGGUCAAUUGCCACCGAACGGGGUAUCCCGCAGGGCGAGCCCUCUGUGGAGAUCGAGUCUUUGAUUAUUCCCGAAAUCGAGUCCAUGCAUAGCAAACUCAUAGAACAGGCUCAAACAGGAGCUGCGGCUUCUUAG
Molecule: messenger RNA, 1146 nt
Organism: Bipolaris zeicola 26-R-13
Lineage: Eukaryota; Fungi; Ascomycota; Dothideomycetes; Pleosporales; Pleosporaceae
Exons: 1
Coding region: 1-1146 (381 amino acids)
Biological process (GO): coenzyme A biosynthetic process
Cellular component (GO): cytoplasm; nucleus
Molecular function (GO): phosphopantothenate--cysteine ligase activity
Source: RefSeq, a predicted model, not a curated record